Striga hermonthica is the source of this 459-nucleotide messenger RNA. The record is from the annotation of a GenBank genome assembly. Lineage: Eukaryota; Viridiplantae; Streptophyta; Magnoliopsida; Lamiales; Orobanchaceae.
AUGAAAAACCUCAGCCUCAUCACAUUCUUGAGAUGCUUCAAUGGAUGCAGGGACAACACUCAGGUCUCGGGCCACGGCACGAGAAUCUGGAACUUGAGCAACAACCCCAUCGAGCUCCAGAUACGCGUCGGCUCGAUACUGAAAAGGGUCCACACGUUGAAACCCGGGUCAUCCAAAAGGCUCAAGGGCAAGAACAUCUACAAGGCCUACAUGCCCGGAAAUAAGAGCAAUAAAGGGAGUGACAAUAGCAGUGGCCACAUGAGCUUGCUUUACUACUACGACGAGACGUGCCAUCCUUACAUUUGGAUUCACGACACGGGCUGCGAUUUUUCGAGGAUGGUCAAACAGCAAUACAUAAGUCUUGAGGACUUGAAGGACUUUUCGGAGAUUAAGGUUCUUCGUGAUCAUCAGAGGGGUUGCAUUUCGGUUCGGAAGAGAUCGAGGCCCGAUUUUUGUUAG